AUGAAGAAAUAUCAGGGCAGAUGGACAAAGGUCUACAAAAAGAGCCGAUCAUCUGACCUGUCAAAACAUAAGCGCAGUCACAAUGGGGAGAAACCAUGGAAAUGUGGGGAUUGUGGGAAGGGAUUCAAUUACCCUUCCCUGCUGGAAAUUCAUAGGCGCAGUCAUACUGGAGAGAAGCCAUUCACCUGUUCCAAGUGCUGGAAGGGAUUCACUCGGUUGUCCCACCUGUUGACUCACAAGCGAGUUCACACUGGGGAAAGACCUUUCACCUGCUCUGAGUGUGGGAAGGGAUUUACAGAUUCAUCCAACCUGCUGACACACCAGCGAGUUCACACUGAGGAGAGACCUUUUAAAUGUCCAGACUGUGGGAAAUGCUGCAUAAGUUCUGGGAAUCUGAUGUCCCAUCAACGUCUUCAAACUGACGAGAGACCGUUCAGGUGCUCUCACUGUGGGACCGGGUUCAGAUGGUCAUCUCACCUCACUGAACACCAGCGCAGUCACACUGGGGAGAGGCCGUUCACCUGCUCAGAAUGUGGGAAGGAAUUCACUCAGUCAUCCCACCUGCUGACACAGCAGCGAGUUUACACUGGGGAGAGACCGUUCACCUGCUCCAAUUGUGGGAAGGGAUUCACUCAGUCAUCCCACCUGCUGAGACACCAGCGGGUUCACAAGUAACUACAGUGAUUGGAUGUUGUUGUGAAAUUCCAUCCGGGACUAACCAUGUUCAUUUGGGGCUGUUUCUGCUGAUGUUAGUAAACUACAGCCCAGUUAUAGUGGUUGAUAUUCUGGAUAAAAGUCAGAUAAAUCAGCUUUAUGUUCAACUCACCAUGUGUCAAGUCUU
This is a messenger RNA of Carcharodon carcharias (great white shark), 841 nucleotides long. RefSeq names its product zinc finger protein 239-like. The record is from RefSeq and is a predicted model, not a curated record. Lineage: Eukaryota; Metazoa; Chordata; Chondrichthyes; Lamniformes; Lamnidae. The coding region runs from base 1 to 675 and encodes 224 amino acids. The transcript is spliced from 2 exons.